CCUGCACGUGAUGGGGAGCCGGCUCAUGGGAGACGCCCACCGGGAAGGCGAGGCCGAGCGGCCAGGCGGGGGAGGCACCUGCAGGCGCCGGCUCUUGCGGUGAGCCGCGAUCACGCGUGGGUCGCUGGCUGGCUGGGGGUCCCCCACCGCCCGGCCCGGCCCCCUCCAUGCCUCCGCGCCGCAAGAAGAAGAAGAAGGAGGAGGAGGAGGCGGGCAGCGGCGGGCAAGCUGCAUUGCUGCCCGGGCGCCCGGCUCCAUCGCUGGCCUCGGGCCGGCUGCCACCCGCCGCGGCGGCUCUGCCCACGAUGAUGUUCAGCGGCGUGGGCUGCUUCUGGGUCCUCCUGUCCUCCUGCCUGCUGGCCGUCUGCAGCCUGGGCUUCCUCUCGCCCGCCUGGAUCGUCCGGCCGCGGGGAGGGGGCGGCCGGCGCUGGGGCAGCCCCGCGCCCGCCUCCGUGGAAGCCGUGGGCGGCGUGGGCGAGGUGAGCUUCGGCUUGCUCUGGCACUGCUCGGAAGCCGCCACCGCCGCCGCGCGGCACGUGGAGCCCUGCGACGGCCUGGGCGGCCUGGGGGGCUUCGGCCGGAUCCCCUCCGCCUCCUGGCAGACCAGUGCAGUGUUGUGUGCGGGGGGCUGUGCCCUUUUGGCUUUCAGCGCCCUGCUGGCGGUCAUCGUCCUUUUUCUUCCCAGCGGGCAGUGUGAGAGACGGUUCUGCACCCUGGCUGGGUACAUUCAGACAGCGGCGGUGUUCAUCAUGGGAUUCGGCCUGCUGGUGUAUCCGUUUGGACUCGGCUCUUCGGCCGUCAGGACGCAUUGCGAGGAUUCGAGCAUUUACUAUGCAGGGAGUUGCCAGCUGGGCUGGGGUUACAUGUUGGCAAUAGUUGGGGUGAUGCUGUCUGUCUUUUUGCCCUUUUUCGCAAAAUAUGCACCGAAAGAUCACCCUUACCCCACUCCGAUUCCUACCAUUUUGUAAUAUUUCACAAUCAAGAUGUUCCGGUUGGAAAUUUGCAGGUGCUUCCUUGGAGCAUUGAGGCAAAAAAAGAGAAGAAGAAUGAAAGUGUGUUGAAGUCACUUCAAAUCAACUCCAAAUAUGUUGGUGAUCAGCUCCCUGGUUCUGCAAUAAGACUUGCCAAGUUCUGGGUUCGGGUCACCUCAAACCUUUUCAAGCCUGAAUGCCAAAUGCUUCCGAAAGAACGAAAUCCGGUUUUUAUCCUCAAUAUCUACCUCCCUGUUUCUUUGGCAACUCAAAUCAUUUUUUUUUGUUUUUUGUUUUUUUUUAAAAGGCUUCAGCUCUGGUUUUUAUAGCUUACUGUUGAAUAUUUGAACGUUUUGGGGGUGUUUUUUGAACCAGCUUGUUUUUAAACUCGAGAGCCUCGUUUUAUUUUAUUUUAUUUUAUUUUAUUUUAUUAUUUUGUUUUAUUAUUUUAUUUUGUUUUAUUAUUUUAUUUUAUUAUUUUAUUUUAUUAUUUUAUUUUAUUUUAUUUUAUUUCGCAAAUUACAUUGCCCAAAUAAAUACAGCAUCCUUAGUGGCUCAGCUUAUUUGCAGGGCUGAAGUCACAAGGAACUAUUUUGAGGAACUGAUGUGACAGACAAUGGGAUGGACUGUAAAAACUACACAUGAUCCCGCACAGUUUUACCUUGUCGAGUGUGUGAAUCCAAUAUCCAACAUGGGAUACAUGUGGAUUUAAGGUCCUACUCAGAGGCAAAUCAAGGAUGAUAAUAAUAAUAAUAAAGUUGGAAUGGACCUUGGAGGACAUCUAGUCCAACCCCCUGCUCAUUCUCUCUCUCUUCUCUCUCUCUCUCUCUCUCCCCUCUCUCU
Messenger RNA from Crotalus tigris (Tiger rattlesnake), 1814 nucleotides. It is a transcript of the gene LHFPL7, whose product is annotated as transmembrane protein 211. The record is from RefSeq and is a predicted model, not a curated record. Lineage: Eukaryota; Metazoa; Chordata; Lepidosauria; Squamata; Viperidae. The transcript has 3 exons. Gene Ontology annotation, cellular component: membrane. Bases 168 to 968 code for a protein of 266 amino acids.